UUCUACUAGUCACGAUGAAAGCGACCCGAUUUGAUCCAAUAUUAUUGCACAUGAACUAAGGUACAGGGCUUUGGUCCCUUUAUAUUGAGAAUCGGAUGUGUUUUGGAGUACGAUUUAUCGAGAAAUUAUUUAUUGCCAGGCAUGUCUCCUAACUGCGGACAAUCAGGUCUCAUCCAGAAUUCUUUAGAAAUCCUGUCGACAGCGCUUCUCUAUACCACCGCUUUCCUUGGAGGAUGUAACAUUGUAGGGAUGGUGUUCCUUUGCCUUCUUCUUACUCCUCUUUGGUUUGUGGUUGUGUUGUACCUUGGCUGGGUGUUUUACGAUUGGAAUGCACCGGAAAGAGGAGGUCACCAGUUUGGUAGUGACUUCAUAAGACAGCUAGCACUAUUCAGGUACAUAAGGGAUUAUUAUCCAAUCUCAAUAGAAAAGACCUCUGACCUGGAUCCUAACAAGAACUAUAUCUUUGGCUAUCACCCUCAUGGAUAUGUUGCAGAGGGAGCAGUAGUUGGGCUGAUAUCAGAUGCUUGUGGAUUUAGGGAACUAUUUCCAGGCAUCACAACACAUAUGGCAGUACACUCCUUCCCAAUAAAAGCACUACUGCACCGGGAGAUUUUGAUGAGCCUUGGAUUUGUAAAUGCCUCACGGGAGUCCCUUGAGUGUAUAUUAACCCAGCUAGGCCCAGGCCACUCUGCCGUGCUAGUCGUUGGGGGAGCAGCAGAAUUGCAACAUGUCCGUCAAGGCACGUAUGUUGUACCCCUCAACAACCGCAAGGGAUUUAUCAGACUGGCAUUGGAGACAGGAUCCCCUCUUGUUCCUGUCGUCGCAUAUGGCCAGAAUGAUGUCCUCCAUCAGCUUGGUAACUCGGUUGGUUCUCCUUGGUGGCGAUUCAACGGGUGGAUGGGGGAUGUCAGUAAAAAGUAUCUCGGAUUCUCCACCCGUUUUGGCCUGAUCCAUGGACGCUUUCUCCUUAUGCCAUAUCGGAUUCCCAUCCAUGUUGUAGUUGGACAACCAAUCAAUGUACUUAUGACAGCUCAACCAUCAAAGCAGGAAAUAGACAGCUUGCACGCGUUAUACUUAAAUAAGCUUCGAGAACUGUUUAAUAGUCACAAGGAGGGGACAAUAUGAAAGUCUUUCUUGCCAACAAACAGCCCAAAGUCGCGAUCGGAAAGACCCAAUUCCGUGGAAAGAUCCUGACUUCACUUGAGGAUAACGUGGGGUUUAUGUUUGCGGAGGUUAAUCUCGAGAAUGGCUUUACAGGAACACUUAUCCAACCGUACGAUGAACACAACCACUUGUAUUACUUUGUACAAGGGAAAUGUGAGGUGGCAAUUGAAAAUAAAGAAAUAUUCGUCGCGACCGCUGACUCAGUGCUUGCCUUGUCAUGGGAAACUCAAGCUUCGAUCAAAGUCUUGGAGCAUGCGCGGAUCGUCAUUGUCUCUGUCCCUCGGGAUCCUGCUAUGAAUCCCGCGAGUGCAGUGUUUCGCACUAUGAAGAGCCUGCAAGACAUGGACCGCUGGGUGGACUAUGGCAAGGGUAUCAGUCGGCGAUUUUUCACGAGAAAAGACGGGUUUAACAUCACGGUUACUAAUACUACGAUUGCCCCCAACGAGAAGGCACCAAUGCAGUACCGGCACCACUACGAGGCUAACUUCAUGGUUAGAGGGAGUGGCAGCUACACGUGGAAUGAUGGCGCUAGUACCCAGGCCUUCAACGAGACAGACCCAGACACGCGCGACGGGGUCAUGUACUUACUGGAUGAUCACGACGCGCAUGUCUUAACUGGGGGACCCGCUGGUGCAGAGAUUGUACUCGCGUUCUUCCCCGCGCUGGAAGGUGACGAAGUUCACGACUUUAGCGGUGGUUUCUCCUCCUACUAGAACGAUUUUUUUGUGUGCCCCCGAGCGCACACAUAAAAUAGGCUCGAUUUCAAACUCGUUUCUGUGAGGCCGCUGGAAAAUAGAACCUAUCCGUCCACAAAGAGAAGGAAGGAAAAAGUGUAGAAAAUUCAAAGGUUCUUGAGGAUGAAAGAAUUUUUUUCAGAGAAAAAAAACAGUUUUACUUAAACUGAUGUUGCACUGUCAAUUGUCAUUAAGAGACAUGUUGUUUAUGGACUCUUUGAUCCAACAAGAUUGACAUGAUAUGGUAAGAGGGGUUUCAGCCUGGUCUACCAAUACUGCAUUUUGAAUAAUUAUAAAAUAAACGCAACUUGUGUAAUCGUGUAAACUUGUACUACACACUAAAGAGAAUAAAGGGAAGCUUGUAUA
This is a messenger RNA of Nematostella vectensis (starlet sea anemone), 2264 nucleotides long. Its product is annotated as 2-acylglycerol O-acyltransferase 2. Bases 142 to 1125 code for a protein of 327 amino acids. NCBI's taxonomy places the organism in Eukaryota, Metazoa, Cnidaria, Anthozoa, Actiniaria, Edwardsiidae. Gene Ontology annotation, cellular component: endoplasmic reticulum membrane. The record is from RefSeq and is a predicted model, not a curated record. Gene Ontology annotation, molecular function: diacylglycerol O-acyltransferase activity. Gene Ontology annotation, biological process: triglyceride biosynthetic process. The transcript has 8 exons.